ACAGGAAAAGAAUUUCUUAGGACAGUAUACUUCUCAAUCAUUAAAGGAAUGGGAUGACAUUUUAAGAUCUUAUGAAAGAAAGAAUCUUCAUUUAGCUGAGGGAGCACAAGUCAUGAGUCGUUUGGUUAAUUAUGAAGUUGCAUCACUAAAGAGACAAAUAGCACGCUACCAGCAGCAACAAAAAGAGUCAACACGUAAAGCUAAUGACAGUCAGACCAAUGCUCGUUCCUUGAAGAUCAAGUUUGAGGAGCAGUGCCAAGAAUUUGGGAUUGAGGGUAAAGAUGUACACAGUGAACUCACUCAAGUUUUAUCAACUCAGCUACCUGUUCUGUUCACUCAAGUUGAAUCUCUUGUAGUUCACGUGCAAUCAGCUCUUGAGUAUUAUCAGACAUUCAGAGAGUCCACUGUCUCAAGUGAGUCCCAAGUGUUGAGUUUGUUAUCAUUCUUUAUUAAAAAUGGCAAUGUCACUGUUUAUGAAUGGAAGAAUGGAAUCCCUCCUCCUUUAUCUACUGAUCCUAAUGUCAAGACUGAGCCAGAGUCUUCUCCUUCUGAUAACAAUGGAGAGUUAGAGAUAGACUGGGGGGACCUGGGAGGGAUAGGAGAAGGAGGAGAGCCUAGUGGGGACAUUGAUUUCGGUGAUGGUGACAUUGAUUAUGACAUAUCAUUGGAACAAGUUGAUCUAACUGGUAUCACUAUUGAAGAUGGAGGCAACUCGUUAGGUACAGUCUCACAGUAUCCAACUGUACUUGAGGAUUUUAAUACACGUAACAUGCUGCUGGAUGAUUUAAUGGAGUUAUUUGAAUUCACUAAGCAAAGGAUCAACGAAACAGUAGGAAGAGGAGAAGGAGGAGGAGGAGGAGGUUUCGUCCUUCAGGUGGACCUCCCCUCGUCAGUUCAAGGCUAUUCUAGUAAAGAUAUUGAGGAAAUGUCAUGUAACGUGUCAUCAGUAAUUGAUUCACUGACCAACAAGAAAUCACAACAACUCUUACUGAUGCUAGGGUCACAAAGUUAUCUGGAUAGACUUUCCUCUCAAUUGAUACGUCAGCAAGAGCUAAGUCGGAGAGCCAGUUCAUUAGUGAGUGAGUAUACAUACAAGAUAAAGGAGGCAAGUGAACUCCAGACAGAGUGUGAAGGAUCUCUGUCACUCUUAGUAGCAGAUGUUAAGAAAAUAAAGAUUAUGGUUUCAAAAGAAAUAUCAAAGAAGUAUAAUGAUAGGAUUGUUAAUAUCACUGGCGAUAUAAAUCAGCUAUUUUGAAUACUUUUUGUAGUCUCUGUUUUAUAAAUCUUUCUCAAUUAUAAUUAAAUUAAAGAGAUAAUGGCUGUCUCCUUGCU
Molecule: messenger RNA, 1332 nt
Organism: Amphimedon queenslandica
Lineage: Eukaryota; Metazoa; Porifera; Demospongiae; Haplosclerida; Niphatidae
Product: CDK5 regulatory subunit-associated protein 3-like
Exons: 10
Coding region: 113-1255 (380 amino acids)
Biological process (GO): regulation of mitotic cell cycle
Cellular component (GO): endomembrane system
Source: RefSeq, a predicted model, not a curated record